Molecule: messenger RNA, 1312 nt
Organism: Zingiber officinale
Lineage: Eukaryota; Viridiplantae; Streptophyta; Magnoliopsida; Zingiberales; Zingiberaceae
Product: peroxidase 65-like
Exons: 1
Coding region: 232-1233 (333 amino acids)
Biological process (GO): hydrogen peroxide catabolic process; response to oxidative stress
Molecular function (GO): peroxidase activity; heme binding
Source: RefSeq, a predicted model, not a curated record
CAUAUUAAAACGGUACGAAUCUAAGAAUAUUUGUUUGUUAGAGGAGACCGCAGUUAGAUUAAUCGCACCGCCAAACGGUCGAUUCACUGUGCGUAUCUUGUCUUCUCCUCUGCUCCUGUUUCGCUAGAUUUGGCAGGCACCGAACGGUCUUCUAAUCCGUCACCGCAAUCUACGCUGCUUAAUUCACUUAUAAGGCCACAGCUCACUUAAGUCCGCUGCUUUUGCACUCCAAUGGCGAACCAGCUCUACGGCCGGCCUCCAUGGCUGCUGCUCGCCGCCGCCGCGGUGCUCUUGCUGGCUUCCUCUGCGGCCUCCGGGCUGACCACCGGUUACUACCGCAAGUCCUGCCCCAGGGCGGAGCAGAUCGUGGCGGAGGUGGUGAUGAACAAGCAGAUCACCAGCCCGACCACGGCCGCCGGCGCGCUCCGCCUCUUCUUCCAUGACUGCUUCGUCGGCGGCUGCGACGCCUCCGUCCUGGUCUCCACCAACGCUUUCAACCGCGCGGAGCGCGAGGCGGACAUCAACCUCUCCCUCCCCGGCGACGCCUUCGACGCGGUGGUGCGCGCCAAGACAGCGCUGGAGCUGGCCUGCCCCGGCGCGGUGUCCUGCGCCGACAUCCUCGCGCUCGCCGCCCGCGACCUGGUGACCAUGCUCGGCGGGCCGUUCUUCGCCGUGCCGCUCGGCCGCAAGGACGGGCUGGCGUCCCGCGCCUCCGCCGUGGAGGGCAACCUCCCGCGGCCCAACAUGACGGCGGGCGCCAUGGUCGCGCUCUUCGCCGCCAAGGGCUUCUCGGUGCGGGAGAUGGUGGCGCUCGCCGGCGCGCACACGGUGGGGUUCUCCCACUGCAAGGAGUUCGCGGCGCGCAUCUUCCAGGGAGGAGGAGCGUUCGACUCGGCCAUGGAGCCGCGAUUCGCGCGGGCGCUGAAGAGGGCGUGCGCCAACUACCUCAACGACGGCACCAUCUCCACCUUCAACGACGUGAUGACGCCGGGGAAGUUCGACAACAUGUACUACCUCAACCUGAAGAGGGGGCUGGGGCUGCUGGCGUCGGACCAAGCACUGGCGGCCGACGCGAGGACGCGGCCGUUCGUGGACCUCUACGCCUCCAACCAAUCGGCCUUCUUUGGCGACUUCAGCCGCGCCAUGGUGAAGCUCAGCCUCGUCGGAGUGAAAACAGAAAGCAAUGGGGAGGUCCGGCGGCGGUGCGACCAGUUCAACAACCUGGCCACCUGAAACAAGAUUGAAAUCUUUAAUUUGAUUGCGUUAUUGUUGUCGCUGGUUUGAAUCGAUGAAUACAAUUAUUUGGAGUAAA